ACAAAUCUAUUACAUUUAUUGAGACAUGGCAGACCAGAAGAGAAAGAACCAGGAGGUCAUUCUUCAGCAGUUUAACAAAUUGCGCCAGGAACAACGAAUGGUAGCACAAAAGAUGAGUGAGUUGAAGUUGGAGGAAUCGGAGCACAAAUUGGUGAUUGAUGCUCUAAAGGAUGUAAACGAACCAACACGCAAAUGUUACCAGCUAGUUGGUGGUGUGUUGAUGGAACGGACAGUAGGACAAGUGCAACCAAACCUUGAGAAUAAUGCUUCUAAGAUAAACACUCUCAUAACUACCAUGGACAAAACUCUUGAGUCAAAACAAAAGGAAUUAGUUGACUUCAAGGAGAAACAUGGUAUCAAGGUUCGAGGAGAGGACUCAAUGGAAGAUAAGAACAAAUCUGACUCUCCUGCUCCUACUAGUACAGGUGUACUGGUUAACUGAAAUGGAGAAGAUGGUGUAUUAUCACAGUGAGCUCCUUCUAAGUCACGUGCUCCUGGGUCACGUGCUCCUGGGUCACGUGCUCCUGGGUCACGUGCUCCUGGGUCACGUGCUCCUGGGUCACGUGCUUCUACUUUUGUAGGUCACGUGUUCCCUUGUUGUAAACAGUUGCUAAAUUAUUGUUAUCUGAAUAAUUCCAGUAGGGUUUAGCGCUUCAAUUGGAAGUUUCACUGUGGUAAUUUUACACACUUACUAUCUUUUUCUUGUCAUGUCUCCUAUUUAUUUGUGUGUAAUAUUUUUAUUUGAAAUAGCUAGUGUUUUAAAAGUUUCAACAGCCAUUAUUUUUGUACUGCAUCACGAACGUGUACCCUUGAUGGGUAAUAUUUUAAAUUUAUACAGGAGUAUCGUUUAUCUGCAGGUAUGGUAUUUGAGGUUUGUAAAUUCUAUUCCAGGGUUUUGUAAAUUUAAAACGUUGAAUGCUAGCUUUCUUUUUUACUCACUUCCAA
This is a messenger RNA of Bolinopsis microptera, 945 nucleotides long. Its product is annotated as prefoldin subunit 2-like. Gene Ontology annotation, biological process: protein folding. Gene Ontology annotation, cellular component: prefoldin complex; cytoplasm. The record is from RefSeq and is a predicted model, not a curated record. Gene Ontology annotation, molecular function: protein folding chaperone. NCBI's taxonomy places the organism in Eukaryota, Metazoa, Ctenophora, Tentaculata, Lobata, Bolinopsidae. Bases 26 to 442 code for a protein of 138 amino acids. The transcript has 5 exons.